AUGACGAAGAGACUGGGCACACUCAUCGUCGUCGUCAUCAGAGCGCGACAUCUGCCUAACAAGAAGAAAGUGGGCAAGCAAGAUCCCUACUGCACCGUCAGUCAUGGCGCAGACAGGAAGAAGACCCAGGUGAUCAAGCGAGGCGGUCAACAGCCCAAGUGGGAUGACGAACUUCGAUUUGAGAUCUGGCACGACUUGGAGGAUGAACUGCUUCACCAACGGGUGGCCGUCACCGCUACUUCAACAGGUGGUGUCCUCCCACUCAGUCCCCCAGCGCAGUCCGGCGAGUCAUCUUCGACCUCGUCACUCUCUGUCGGCAACGUGAGCAGACAAGCCAGUUCAAGCAGCAAGAUGAGCUCGAGCAGCGCUGCCCGAGCCAGUCUCAAGCCUGGCCAGAAGACGCUGCAAGUCGCAGUCUACGCAGACGAUCCCAAAGAUCCAGAGAUUGUAGGGGAAGCGACUUUCGAUCUGGCCGAGACGCUCAAGAAGGGCGAGACGGAUGUCUGGCUCGAAUUGCGGCACAAGGACAGAUAUGCGGGCGAAGUAUUCCUAGAGAUGACCUUCUAUUCUGCUGAUCCGCCGCCCGUAAACCGGUCCAAAAAGGCGAGCACACCGCUAGGACCUUCGACUGUCGACAACCAUUCGCGACCGAGCACGACUUAUGGUGGUGCCGGUCACUUCGAACCGCCUGCUCUCGGCGGUGCAUACUAUACACCCGAUCCCUCGCGUGCGCCAUCGCUCAGUCAUCCUGUCAUAUCGACUCCCUCAGGAUCUCUUCCCCUGCCACCAGAAGACCUGUAUGCACAGCAGCCUACAAUUGACUAUACGGCCGUGCCAAACGGGACACAACUAGCGCCUGCGCCGCCACCGCCUAGACCAAGCACGAGUCGGAACAACCUGCAGGCCUCAUAUGCUCAGCAGUACGCGCUACAGACGCAGCAUAUGCCACAGACGCAGCAGACGCUGCACCAGCUGGAACAAUCGAUGGCUAACAUAUCGCUAUCUUCGCAAUAUGCCCAAGGGCCGCAACCUUCGGCAAUCUUUGCGCCGGUCAGGUCGACUGCCUAUCACGACAUGCGCGUACAGCAACCCUUGCCUUCUGAGCCACAUAGCUACAGCGCUUUGCCGGCCAUGCAACACUCGAAUUCUGCUCCUUUCAGCGUCGCUGGCUAUCCGCAGAACAUGCAGAGUCCUCUGCACGGACAGUCACCGGGCCCAUCUCACGGACCGUACUCGGCUUCACCGGCCUCAUAUUCGGGGCGCUCACACAUGCCUGCACCUGUAGCGCCCUCGCACCAUGCAGAAGCGACCAGCAUGUCGCAGAGUCAAGCUAGCUCGCGGCCGCUUCCGGACCCAAGCAAAACGAGCAUACCGACACAGAACCAUGCAUUCGGCCAUUCUAUUCCCGCAACACUAUCGCCACCGCCUAUGCAGUACGUUCAGAGCACCCAGCUUCAGCCGCCGAGACCGACUCCGCCUAUAGUGCCCAACACGAGGCGGCCAGUUUCGCCCGUGCCACCACCUCGACCAUCGGCAUCUGCUGCCAAGCCACCCAUGACCCUGCCCGCCCAUUUGCUUCCGCGAUCAGCUCACCGAAUCUCGCUCGACGGCGGUGCCAGACCGAUAGACGCACAUGCCGGCUGGCAAACCGGCCACCCGCAGUUCUAUGCGCCUGCACCUGCCGCGCACUCCUUUGCAUCUUCGGCAGGCGAUAUCCAUCUGGCCCAGCUACAGCCUCCGCCACAGUACGCUUCCGCUGAGCAGCGGCAGAGUGAGCACACUCCGUACUCGCCGGCCCAAUCGCGACCGCUGCCCAUACCUAUAGCACAAAAUCAUUACGAGCCAAGGUAG
Messenger RNA from Mixia osmundae IAM 14324, 1851 nucleotides. RefSeq lists its product as uncharacterized. The record is from RefSeq and is a predicted model, not a curated record. The transcript has 3 exons. Bases 1 to 1851 code for a protein of 616 amino acids. NCBI's taxonomy places the organism in Eukaryota, Fungi, Basidiomycota, Mixiomycetes, Mixiales, Mixiaceae.